UAUCAACAACUCGCCUCGAACAACAGUGUCGAACUUGCUCUUAGAUGCUCUGCGCGCUCUCGUCGGCAUUUUUAUACUCGUCCCGUCUUUCUGCUGACUGAAAAGUCUUGAAGUAGUGCCUUAAAUUCCCAGUCGUGUGCAAAAUCUUAAGUCGAAAUACCUCGCUGAAUGCGCUGGCCCCAGUGAGUGAUUAAAAAAAGUAGCCGUAGAGAAACUCAGGACUGACCACUGACCCAAGCCACUGAAGCAUCAAUAUGUCGUUUCGUGUAGUACGCAGCUCCAAAUUCCGCCACGUCUACGGACAGGCCCUGAAGCGGGAGCAGUGCUACGACAACAUACGGGUAUCCAAGUCCAGCUGGGACUCCACAUUCUGCGCGGUGAAUCCCAAGUUCCUGGCCAUCAUCGUGGAGUCGGCGGGCGGCGGUGCCUUCAUCGUCUUGCCACACAACAAAGUUGGUCGCAUAGCGGCGGACCACCCGUUGGUGGGCGGACACAAGGGUCCCGUGCUGGACAUCGCCUGGUGUCCACACAACGACAAUGUGAUCGCUUCCGGCUCGGAGGACUGUGUUGUCAAGGUGUGGCAGAUACCCGACGGCGGACUGUCGCGCACGCUCACCGAACCCGUGGUCGACCUGGUCUUCCACCAACGUCGCGUGGGUCUGGUGCUGUGGCAUCCCUCGGCCCUUAAUGUGCUGCUUACCGCCGGCUCCGACAAUCAGGUUGUUAUUUGGAACGUGGGCACUGGCGAAAUCCUCGUCCACAUCGACUCCCACCCGGACAUCGUGUACAGCGCCUGCUUCAACUGGGAUGGCUCCAAGCUGGUCACCACCUGCAAGGACAAGAAGAUCCGCAUCUACGAUCCGCGCACCGGUGAGCUGGAUAGCGAAGCCAUGUGCCACGAGGGUUCUAAGGCCACGAGGGCCAUCUUCCUGCGCCACGGUUUGAUCUUCACCACGGGCUUUAAUCGCAGCUCGGAGCGCCAGUACUCCCUGCGCGCACCGGACGCCCUUAACGAGCCUAUCGUCAUGGUGGAGCUAGAUACGUCCAACGGCGUGAUGUUCCCGCUCUACGAUGCAGACACGAACAUGAUAUACCUGUGCGGCAAGGGUGACUCAGUCAUCAGGUAUUUUGAGGUAACGCCCGAGCCUCCGUUCGUGCACUAUAUCAACACGUUUCAGACGACAGAGCCGCAGCGUGGUAUUGGCCUAAUGCCCAAGCGCGGCUGCGAUGUCACCACCUGCGAGGUGGCCAAGUUCUACCGCAUGAACAACAACGGUCUGUGCCAGGUCAUUUCAAUGACCGUGCCGCGCAAAUCGGAUCUCUUCCAGGAGGAUCUCUACCCCGACACGCUAGCGGAAGAUGCUGCCAUCACCGCGGAGGAGUGGAUCGACGGCAAGGAUGCGGACCCCAUCACAUUUUCGCUCAAAGAUCGCGUUUCCAUUGUGCAGGGCGGCUACGUAUCCUCAUCGGUCAACAAGUCACUGCCGGCGAAGAAGGCGGGCAACAUUCUCAACAAGCCCAGAGGCGAAAGUGGCAGCUCCGGAGCAGCGAGCAGCAGUGCGGGCGGCGGCUCCUACGCGUCCGGCAACAACAACGAGGCUAACGAGGGUGCACCGCCGGCAGCAGUUUUGUCGGAAAAGGACCUGCGCACUAUUCAGGACGAGAUCCGCAAACUCAAGGCGAUCAUCGUCAAGCAGGAGAACCGUAUUCGCGCCCUCGAGGCCAAGGAGGAUGCCCGCAACAAGAAUGGAAGCGAUGCCGCGCCAGCUUCAGCGGCAGCAGCCAACUCUGACGGCAAAGCCAGCGAAAGUGCCAAUGACCACGCGUCCACAUCAGCAGCAACGGCGAAGGACGAGGACUAGGUGUAGCGGAAAAACUAGGACUGGACUAAAGAAAAUGGGCGGAAUGGGUCGGAGGAGAGACAGAGAACUGCUUGUAGAAGCUCGUAGUUACCGCUUAAUUUCUCUAAUGCAACAUAACGUUUAUUUCGUACGCACCGAGGUCGAAUCGGAAACGAGAAGGAGUUAUUGUCUAUUAUGAUUAUGGUUUCGAUUAUUUAUUUUGUAUAAUUUAAUAUUAGGUCCUUAGCGAGCGAAAUCAGUUGAGUGUGGCACAGAUAGGGUUAGAGAAAGCAAGCCGAGCUAUAACUAUAAAAUCAAUAAUUUGCGAGCAGAGCUGAACGGUUAACGUAUAUAACAUAACAUAAACUACAUCCUGCCAAAAAUAUAUAAAAACCUAACGAACUACCUACGAUUUGCGCCCAAAAUCAAGCAGAGCGAGGGGCAGACACUCGGCCCUUCGGUCGUUUUGUUGUAACGCGAGUAUAAAAUUAUUGUAAAUUUAACAAAGGCAAAUCAUAGACUAAACCUCAAUCACCUAAGAGUUAACAUUUACCUACCAAAUUUGUACGAGCUCCUUUCUAUAACGUCUGUAUAUUUGUACGUCCCGAAUGUUUUCAUGACAAUAGCUAAUAGAUUUGAUACUGUUCAUCCUAGCUGGGGCCCCCUUAAUCAGCCACUUUUCUCUGCGAAUUGUUGUGUCAAACAUUACGAAUUUAGUAAGAAAUUGAUGGGGGCCAUCGGAUUUAAUUCGUUUUCAUAAUCAAAAUUUUAUUGUUCAAACUAAUGAUAAGCUGUAUUUUGAAAUAAUAAGAAUAACAAUAAAUGCAACAAAAUUAGAAAGAAAAUGAGAAACCAACGAUCACAUUUUACAAAAAAUAUAUUUCAUUUCUACAUUUUCUGUUUUAUUUUUUUAGUUUUGUUAAAAAAAAUAACGGUGUUAUGCUGCAAAAAUAGAGAGCGAGAGCGUCACUAAAUGCCUACCGAUUUUAUAAACUUCUUGAAUUGUAAAAUGAUGACUAUAUACCUAUGUAUACAUAAAUACUCUAUAUACAAAUAAUUUACAAUUUGAUACGGAAUAAAACAAUAUACAAACAAUGCCAGAAAAA
Messenger RNA from Drosophila rhopaloa, 2947 nucleotides. RefSeq names its product coronin-1C-A (gene coro). The transcript has 7 exons. Gene Ontology annotation, biological process: actin filament organization. Bases 255 to 1862 code for a protein of 535 amino acids. NCBI's taxonomy places the organism in Eukaryota, Metazoa, Arthropoda, Insecta, Diptera, Drosophilidae. The record is from RefSeq and is a predicted model, not a curated record. Gene Ontology annotation, molecular function: actin filament binding.